UCCUCCCUUCACAUAUUGUGGGAUGGAUUGUUUCGGCCCGUUCUACAUUAAAGAAGGAAGAAAGGAGCUGAAGCGUUACGGGCUUCUGUUUACCUGUCUAUGCUCUCGUGCGGUGCACAUAGAGCUACUCGAUGAUAUGUCAACCGACGCUUUUCUAAACUCACUACGUUCUUUCAUCGCUUUGCGUGGGAAUGUACAUCAGUUGCAGUCAGAUCAAGGCACCAAUUUUGUUGGAGCCAGACGUGAGUUUUUGGAAGCAGUAAAGGAAAUGGAUCAGGAAAGUCUGAAACAGCUAGGCUGCGAGUUUGUGAUGAAUCCUCCCUCUGCCAGUCAUAUGGGUGGAGCCUGGGAAAGGCAAAUUCGUACGAUCCGAAGUGUAUUGACAACCAUUCUGGAUCAGUCAUCCAGAUCAUUGGACAGUUCAUCUCUAAGAACCUAUCUUUAUGAAGUGAUGGCGAUAGUCAACAGCAGACCUAUCACCCCACAUCUACGCAACGAUCCUACUGGACCUCAGCCACUUACACCUAAUCUUCUGUCGACCAUGAAGUCGUCAGUAAUACCGCCACCACCAGGAGACUUUGUAAAGGAAGAUUUGUAUCUUCGCAAAAGGUGGCGUAGAGUCCAGUACUUGGCCAAUGAAUUUUGGCACAGAUGGAAGAAAGAGUAUUUACUGAGCCUACAACAAAGACAAAAGUGGCACAAAACAAACAGAAAUGCAAAGGUCAAUGACAUAGUGCUCGUACAAGAUGACCAAGCAUCAAGAAACGACUGGAAGUUUGCCAAAGUUGUUGCCAUACACCCGAGUGAAGAUGGAUGUAUACGCAAAGUACAACUGUUAAUGAGUGACUCAUUGUUAGAUGACCAUGGAAAGAGACUGAGUAAACCAGUUCUACUUGACAGACCUAUACACAAGACUGUGACACUAUUAGAAGCAGAUUAGUUUACAUUUCAUAAGUUCAUGGGUGAAAAUCACAAGUGAUUUGGUGGGAGUGUAGCUGCCGUCAAAGGCAACUCUCGCAUUUAAGUUCAUUUUAUUGGAUUUAAUGUUGAAACAAUUAGUAGUUGAAAUAUUAAGAAAUAAUAAAUAAAUAGUAAUUCAUGUUUGUUGAUUAGAUUUAUAUGGUUAAAUGUGUAUUUGUGCUAACUGUGCAAUUAGAUAGGAACCUUUUCUAUAGUUCCGUUUGUUGUUGCUAAGAGGGUAUUUUUUGGCUGUCACACUCAGCAAGCUAAUUAAGAGACGAGCCACGAGGUUUGCAUGUCUACAGUAAGAUAAAUAAAAGAGUGCCUUUUUUGGACUACCCCACGACGUUAGGAUUAAAGUUUUAUUCCCUUUGAGUGAGGCCAAUGAGUUCUGACGGCAUUGUAUCGGCUGUGGUUGGACAUCAUUACAUGUUAAGGCAUG
Molecule: messenger RNA, 1402 nt
Organism: Oreochromis aureus
Lineage: Eukaryota; Metazoa; Chordata; Actinopteri; Cichliformes; Cichlidae
Exons: 2
Coding region: 23-940 (305 amino acids)
Biological process (GO): DNA integration
Molecular function (GO): nucleic acid binding
Source: RefSeq, a predicted model, not a curated record